CGGGGGCGACCGUCGCGGGUCCAGAGCGGGAUCCGGCUGCCGUCGCGGCCGCGUGGACGUCGUGUCCCGGCCAUGUGGAGCGCACGGGCCGCGCCGGGCCCGGGGGGUGGCCACCGUCGGAGCUGCCCGGGUCCCGCCGCGCUGAGUCGGGCUUGAAAGCCGAGAGGUGGCGCGGGCGGCGGCGGCGGCGGCGGCGGCGGGGGGCGCACGGCCAUGGCGAGAGCCGAGUGCAAGGCGCUGCUGGACGCGCUCAACCGGACCACCGCGUGCUACCACCACCUGGUGCUGACGCUCGGCGGCUCGGCCGACUCGCAGGACCUGCGGGAGGAGCUGCAGAGGACGCGCCACAAGGCGCAGGAGCUGGCGGCGACCUGCUGUGUCGGGCUGACGGCCGCCCUGCGCGACCGGAGCCUGGACGCCCAGGAGCGCGCCGAGUUCGAGCGCCUCUGGGUGAGCUUCUCCGGCUGCCUGGACCUGCUGGAGGGCGACAUGCGGCGCGCGCUGGGGCUGGCCGCCGCCUUCCCCCUGCACGCGCCGCGGCGGCCGUUCGUGCGCACCGGCGUGGCGGGCACCACCAGCGGCGUGGCGGCGCGCGCCCUGAGCGCACGGAGCCUGCGGCACGCGGCGGCGGCGGCGGCGGCGGCGGAGCACGACUUCGAGGGGCAGGACCUGCGCGAACUGGAGCGGGAGCUCCUGCAAGUGAGCGAGAUGAUCCAAAGCAUGGAGAUGAAGGUCAACGUGCCCCGCUGGACCGUGCAGGCCAGGCAGGCUGCGGGCGCCGAGCUCCUGUCCAGUGCCAGCGCCGGCGCCUCCUCCGGGGGUGGCGUGUCGGUAGGAGAACGCCGGCGGCCCUGCGACCUCAGCAAAGCCACGGCCGCCGCCGUUUUCAGCGCCGUGCUGCUGGCCGCGGUGGUGCUGGCCGUGUGCGUGGCGAAGCUGAGCUGACCG
Messenger RNA from Sorex fumeus (smoky shrew), 948 nucleotides. It is a transcript of the gene RGS9BP, whose product is annotated as regulator of G protein signaling 9 binding protein. Gene Ontology annotation, biological process: G protein-coupled receptor signaling pathway; detection of light stimulus involved in visual perception. Gene Ontology annotation, cellular component: photoreceptor outer segment; neuron projection. NCBI's taxonomy places the organism in Eukaryota, Metazoa, Chordata, Mammalia, Eulipotyphla, Soricidae. The transcript has a single exon. The coding region runs from base 214 to 945 and encodes 243 amino acids. The record is from RefSeq and is a predicted model, not a curated record.